CCCGCUCCCGCCACCCGCCCGGCCCGGCACAGCCCAGCCCAGCUGCAGGAUGCCGAACUGGGGAGGAGGAAAGAAGUGUGGUGUGUGCCAGAAGGCCGUGUACUUCGCAGAGGAGGUGCAAUGUGAAGGAAGCAGCUUCCACAAGUCCUGCUUCUUGUGCAUGGUCUGUAAGAAGAACUUGGACAGCACCACUGUUGCUGUGCACGGAGAGGAGAUCUACUGCAAGUCCUGCUACGGCAAGAAGUACGGCCCCAAGGGCUAUGGAUACGGGCAGGGAGCAGGGACCCUGAGCACUGACAAGGGCGAGUCUCUGGGAAUCAAAUAUGAAGAGGGCCAGCCCCACCGACCCACCAACCCUAAUGCAUCCAGAAUGGCCCAGAAAGUUGGAGGUGCUGAUGGGUGCCCUCGCUGUGGUCAAGCGGUGUAUGCAGCUGAGAAGGUGAUUGGAGCUGGAAAGUCCUGGCACAAGUCCUGCUUCCGCUGUGCCAAGUGCGGCAAAAGCCUGGAGUCCACCACCCUGGCAGACAAAGACGGGGAGAUCUACUGCAAAGGUUGCUACGCCAAGAACUUCGGUCCCAAGGGCUUUGGCUUUGGACAAGGCGCCGGGGCGCUCGUCCACUCGCAGUGAGGCACCAGGAGCUGGGCUCUCCGCACGCUCAGGGCUUGUCCAGACCAGCCUGUGCUGCCCGACCCUUCCCGCACCCGUAGUGAGCAUCCUCACCAUCAUCAAUAACCACCUGCUGCUUCACAGCACGAGCCCCUUCCUCCCCGCCAUGGUCCAGUGCUCCCCAAAGCUGUGGGAGUCCCAGCAUCGUCCCCAGCGGGUCCUGCUGGUGCGGGUGCUGGCGGGGAGACAGCUCGCACCCACCCGCAGUGAGGUCCAUGUGCCCAAAACAUUCUGCUCCACGUUGCCCAUCCCACCGGGAUGCAAGCUCAGCCGUGCCAUGCCUUGCCGAGCAAGCAAUAAACAUCAAAGCUGA
Molecule: messenger RNA, 980 nt
Organism: Gavia stellata (red-throated loon)
Lineage: Eukaryota; Metazoa; Chordata; Aves; Gaviiformes; Gaviidae
Gene: CSRP1
Product: cysteine and glycine rich protein 1
Exons: 6
Coding region: 50-628 (192 amino acids)
Biological process (GO): sarcomere organization; muscle tissue development
Cellular component (GO): cytoplasm; nucleus; Z disc
Molecular function (GO): actinin binding; structural constituent of muscle
Source: RefSeq, a predicted model, not a curated record